AUGUCGUGGAGGGCGAGGCUUUCGACUAACAUGCAGGAGCUCCGCUUCAUCAUGUGCACUACCUCACCCAACAGUGGAGGCGUGCGGUCUUUCCUGGACAGCAACUAUGCUGAGUUGAAGAAGCUCAACCCGCGGCUCCCCAUUCUUAUGCGAACUGGCGAACAAGCCCCGCCCAAGGUCUACGCUCGCUACGACUGGGGCGAGGAGCGGGGGUUCGACCUGCACAACGCGACGGAAAAGGAGGUCGAGGACCGAGUGCGUGAGCUCACCCUGAUGGGCGAGAAGAUGGAGAAGAGCUUCGAGUCGAUUCCCAAGGACAGGGAUCUCAUCGACGAGUCCGACGUCAGGAAGUUCGACACCUAUUAA
Acanthamoeba castellanii str. Neff is the source of this 366-nucleotide messenger RNA. Its product is annotated as mitochondrial ribosomal protein l51 / s25 / cib8 domain containing protein. Bases 1 to 366 code for a protein of 121 amino acids. The record is from RefSeq and is a predicted model, not a curated record. The transcript is spliced from 4 exons. NCBI's taxonomy places the organism in Eukaryota, Discosea, Longamoebia, Acanthamoebidae.